UCCACUGUGACGCACCGAUCAUCGCGCUGCACGCUAUUUGCUGCAAAUCCGAUUGUUUCUCGCCAUGCCCACUCCUGCCAAUUUCGUCUAUGACGAGCACAAUGUGCCGCGGAUGGGCACCGUUCGCAAGUCCUUCCAGACAAAUUCACUGCUGCUCAAGCCUCGACUUGGAGCGGUGAAGAAGCCCACUCAGGAUCUUCCAGAGCCCAACUACAUCUAUGGCGUUUGCAACGAUUUGGAGGCCGAGGGAGUGAGAGAAGUGAUGACGCACCGAGAACAUAUCCCAGAUCCAGACGCUAUCAACGGCCCCGAUUUGAUCCAGAUGAAUAGGCUCGCCACCAUUGCCCACAUCGUGAAAGCUCCAGGAAUUCGACCCUUCCGGAAGAAUCACUACUGUCCCUUGCCAGUGAGCCAACGAGUGGGAACCCCACCUCCACUCCCCUCGGAGAAAAAUCCUUAUCACGUCUAUGGUUGCAGAGGAGAAAAGAACGAGGACAUGGGUAAGGUGAUGAAGAACGGCUAUGCUGACGAGUGGAUCAAACUCCAAAUGUUCCACCAGCACAAAUACAACCUACCGAGGAUCUGCUUCAUUCCUCCAAAGACCAACAACGCCACAGUUAUGUCCGCUCACGCGUGCUUCCAUCGAAUGCACCCCAAUCCUCCGUCUCCCAGAUUCAUCCUCUCCAAGUUUAAGAACGUCCCUCACAAGAUUGACAACGUCCAGCCCAUCCCACUCAAGAGAGACUAACGAGAAAAAUUCCUUUUCUUUUUCAAGAUCAUCUUUUUCUUGCCUGUAGAAACAUUAUCAUCUCGAGCUGGCUGGCCCAAGAUCAAAAGAA
Selaginella moellendorffii is the source of this 839-nucleotide messenger RNA. RefSeq names its product cilia- and flagella-associated protein 77-like. The record is from RefSeq and is a predicted model, not a curated record. NCBI's taxonomy places the organism in Eukaryota, Viridiplantae, Streptophyta, Lycopodiopsida, Selaginellales, Selaginellaceae. Bases 65 to 748 code for a protein of 227 amino acids. The transcript has 6 exons.